This is a messenger RNA of Brassica oleracea var. oleracea, 1450 nucleotides long. RefSeq names its product putative pectinesterase/pectinesterase inhibitor 43. Gene Ontology annotation, molecular function: pectinesterase activity; pectinesterase inhibitor activity. The record is from RefSeq and is a predicted model, not a curated record. The transcript is spliced from 3 exons. Bases 1 to 1449 code for a protein of 482 amino acids. Lineage: Eukaryota; Viridiplantae; Streptophyta; Magnoliopsida; Brassicales; Brassicaceae. Gene Ontology annotation, biological process: cell wall modification.
AUGGGAGAUUCUUCUGAUAAUCAACAAUUGGAUUCUUCCGAGGUUUCUCCUCAAAUGGGAGAUUCUUCAGAGAAUCAACGGUUGGAUUCUUCCAAGGAUUCUCCUCCUCAAAAUUUGAAUGGUUCCAAGAAACGACCGUUGGAUUCUUCCGAGAACCAACCGAUGGAUUCUUCCGAGAACCAACCGAUGGAUUCUUCCGAGAACCAAUCGCUUGAUUCUUCCAAGUAUUCUCCUCAUAAUUUGGACCCUUCCAAGAAUCAGCAACCAGAUCUUUCCGAGAGUCGACCUUCAGAUUCUUACACUACCCAACAGUUGGAUUCUUCCAGAAAUCAACCUCUCGAUUCUUCAGAAAGCCGACCGUUGGAUCCUCUUCGAAAAUUAAAUCCGCUUCAAGCAUUGAAUCCUUUUGGAAAAUUGGAGGAUAGACACUUAUCAGAGGAAGGAGGGUUCCCACGGUGGGUAACAACGCAUUCCCGGAGGCUGCUUGCAGCACGUGGAAGAAGAAUUAGCGCGAACGUAGUGGUGGCAAAAGACGGGAGUGGUAAGUGCAAGACGAUCGAACAAGCAUUAGCAAUGGUACCAAUGAAGAACAGAAGGAAGUUCGUGAUUUACAUAAAACAAGGUGUUUAUAAGGAAAAGAUUGAGGUAACAAAGAAAAUGAAAAACGUCAUGUUUGUUGGAGAUGGGCCAACAAAAACUAUCAUCACGGGAAACGUCGCAUUUUUGCCCGAUCGCAUCGGCACCUACCGCACUUCCACAUUCGCGGUAAAUGGUGACUAUUUCAUGGCGAAGGACAUAGGGUUCGAGAACACGGCAGGAGCAGCACGCCAUCAAGCAGUUGCACUCCGAGUUUCGGCCGAUUUUGCUGUGUUCUUCAACUGUCAUAUGGCUGGUUAUCAAGACACACUUUACGUCCAUACACACCGUCAAUUCUAUCGUGACUGCCGCAUCUCAGGCACCAUCGAUUUCGUCUUCGGUGAUGCCAAAGCCGUUUUCCAAAACUGUGAAUUUGUCAUCCGCCGUCCCAUGGAUAACCAGCAGUGCAUCGUUACAGCCCAAGGACGGAAAGACAGGCGUGAGACGACUGGGAUAGUUAUCCACAAUAGCCGUAUAACUGGCGAUGCAACAUAUCGUCCCGUCAAAGACAAGAACAGAGCGUUUUUGGGACGGCCAUGGAAAGAAUAUUCAAGGACAAUCAUAAUGAACACAGAUAUCGAUGAUGUGAUAGACCCAGAAGGUUGGUUGAAGUGGAACGAGACGUUCGCUCUCAAAACGUUGUUCUACUCCGAGUAUCGCAACAGAGGUCGUGGCUCGGGUCAGGCCCGCCGGGUCAGAUGGAGGGGUAUUCAACGAAUCUCUGCUAGGCAAGCCAGGGGGUUCGCUCCCGGGGAAUUUUUACGUGGCAACGCAUGGAUCACAAAGAGACGCAUUCCUUACAACGCUUAUUGAA